AUGAUGUUCAAAGAAAGAAAGGAAGAAAGGAAGAAAGGAAGAAAGAAAGAAAGAAAGAAAGAAAGAAAGAAAGAAAGAAAGAAAGAAAGGAAGAAAGGAAGAAAGGAAGAAAGGAAGAAAGGAAGAAAGGAAGAAAGGAAGAAAGGAAGAAAGGAAGAAAGGAAGAAAGGAAGAAAGGAAGAAAGGAAGAAAGGAAGAAAGAAAGAAAGAAAGGAAGAAAGGAAGAAAGAAAGAAAGAAAGAAAGAAAGGAAGAAAGGAAGAAAGGAAGAAAGGAAGAAAGGAAGAAAGGAAGAAAGGAAGAAAGGAAGAAAGGAAGAAAGGAAGAAAGGAAGAAAGGAAGAAAGGAAGAAAGGAAGAAAGGAAGAAAGGAAGAAAGGAAGAAAGGAAGAAAGGAAGAAAGGAAGAAAGGAAGAAAGGAAGAAAGGAAGAAAGGAAGAAAGGAAGAAAGGAAGAAAGGAAGAAAGGAAGAAAGGAAGAAAGGAAGAAAGGAAGAAAGGAAGAAAGGAAGAAAGGAAGAAAGGAAGAAAGGAAGAAAGGAAGAAAGGAAGAAAGGAAGAAAGGAAGAAAGGAAGAAAGGAAGAAAGGAAGAAAGGAAGAAAGGAAGAAAGGAAGAAAGGAAGAAAGGAAGAAAGGAAGAAAGGAAGAAAGGAAGAAAGGAAGAAAGGAAGAAAGGAAGAAAGGAAGAAAGGAAGAAAGGAAGAAAGGAAGAAAGGAAGAAAGGAAGAAAGGAAGAAAGGAAGAAAGGAAGAAAGGAAGAAAGGAAGAAAGGAAGGAAGAAAGGAAGAAAGGAAGAAAGGAAGGAAGAAAGGAAGAAAGGAAGGAAGAAAGGAAGAAAGGAAGGAAGAAAGGAAGAAAGGAAGGAAGGAAGAAAGGAAGGAAGGAAGAAAGGAAGGAAGGAAGAAAGGAAGGAAGGAAGAAAGGAAGGAAGGAAGAAAGGAAGGAAGGAAGAAAGGAAGGAAGGAAGAAAGGAAGGAAGGAAGAAAGGAAGAAAGGAAGGAAGAAAGGAAGGAAGGAAGGAAGAAAGGAAGAAAGGAAGAAAGGAAGAAAGGAAGGAAGAAAGGAAGAAAGGAAGGAAGGAAGAAAGGAAGGAAGGAAGAAAGGAAGGAAGGAAGAAAGGAAGGAAGGAAGGAAGGAAGGAAGGAAGAAAGGAAGGAAGGAAGAAAGGAAGGAAGGAAGAAAGGAAGGAAGGAAGAAAGGAAGGAAGGAAGAAAGGAAGGAAGGAAGAAAGGAAGGAAGGAAGAAAGGAAGGAAGGAAGAAAGGAAGGAAGGAAGGAAGAAAGGAAGGAAGGAAGAAAGGAAGGAAGGAAGAAAGGAAGGAAGGAAGAAAGGAAGGAAGGAAGAAAGGAAGGAAGGAAGAAAGGAAGGAAGGAAGAAAGGAAGGAAGGAAGAAAGGAAGGAAGGAAGAAAGGAAGGAAGGAAGAAAGGAAGGAAGGAAGAAAGGAAGGAAGGAAGAAAGGAAGGAAGAAAGGAAGGAAGAAAGGAAGGAAGGAGGAGAUGAGAAGGAAGGUAUGAAGGCAAAUUAA
Molecule: messenger RNA, 1524 nt
Organism: Schistocerca serialis cubense
Lineage: Eukaryota; Metazoa; Arthropoda; Insecta; Orthoptera; Acrididae
Product: ABC transporter F family member 4-like
Exons: 1
Coding region: 1-1524 (507 amino acids)
Source: RefSeq, a predicted model, not a curated record